Messenger RNA from Hordeum vulgare subsp. vulgare (domesticated barley), 1853 nucleotides. Its product is annotated as probable glutathione S-transferase GSTU6. Bases 980 to 1678 code for a protein of 232 amino acids. Gene Ontology annotation, molecular function: glutathione transferase activity. Gene Ontology annotation, cellular component: cytoplasm. The transcript has 4 exons. Gene Ontology annotation, biological process: glutathione metabolic process. Lineage: Eukaryota; Viridiplantae; Streptophyta; Magnoliopsida; Poales; Poaceae. The record is from RefSeq and is a predicted model, not a curated record.
CUUUCAUUGUUUAUUGAUACAAGUCGAAGAUACUAAUGCUUACCAUGUCAAUGACUUCCAAUCAACAAUAAUUUAAAGAAUGUGUUGCCACUUGGCGCUCAUAGAUGGUUGCGGUUUCUAUGGAUGUUGGUGGAACACUUCCUUCUUGAUGUGUAUGGGGGUUGCAAAGUGUCUGCAUGAUGAGAAUUUCUAACAGCCGCAGGUGUCUGCGUGAUCCAACAGCAACAUUCCAGCCGCACGUACAGUCAUACUGUAUUGAGUUAUUGCACAAACUGUUUAUCAUCUUCGGACGUUGUGGAAAACACGAAAUAUAUCUUGUUUUGAAGAUACUCCUAUUAGACUAUUGAUCCUAUUAGUGUGAUUCUCCUUCUCUGCCAAUUUCUUAACAGUUGGGCAAAACUUCAGAAUGUGCUCUGUGAAAGCUUCUGUGGCAGGGGGCUAGCAUGAUGGUGAAAACGUCGAAGGAGAUCUUUGGGCGGAAACACAGCUGGAACCUUGUGACCAGGAGGCUGGACAUUUAGUUUUGUGCGUCGGUAGAGAACCCAGCUGUAUGAUAAUUGUUGUCAUACAUUUUCCCCAGAUGGUUAUGGCAGUUUUUGCAUACAUAUACCACCAAUCGUUCAUCUCACCCCACAGUUUCUCUGUCGACGCAAUCUUGUAUCGGGUCCAUCGUAUCUACUGCACCUUGUUGAUUUUCAUUUGAUAUUAUUAUUAUCCCGUGUAUUGCUCGUGGUUCUCAUCCACCUCUGUCGUACCUUCUUUUGCCAUCAUCCAGAUCCUAGAAACCCGACGUACGACAGAGGAACUUGUAUGAACAACUGGGGGAGAUGUUAGGAAACUUAUGCAAAGCUAAUAAACUCUCCACUUGCUUAUGAAAAGCACACAAUACAAUACAGUCCUAGAUUCACAAGAAAAUUGCAAGUAUCUGGGAAGGAUGCACUAAUUGGAGCAAAAGUAUUAGGCAUCACGCAAGGGAGAAAUGGCCGGCGAAGACGAGCUGAAGCUGCUGGGUACGUGGGCGAGCGCCUGGGCUGCCAGGGUGAAAAUCGCGCUCCACCUCAAGGGCCUGAGCUACGAGUACGUGGAGCAGGACCUCGACAACAAGAGCGACCUCCUCCUCACGUCCAACCCGGUGCACAAGAAGGUGCCCGUGCUCAUCCACAACGGCAAGCCAAUCUGUGAGUCAGUCGUCAUUCUGGAGUACAUCGAUGAGGCCUACGGCACUACAGGCCCCUCCCUCCUGCCCGCUGACCCCUAUGAACGUGCCGUUGCUCGGUUCUGGGUAGACUACAUUGACCAAAAGCUAGUCAUCCCGUGGAAAGUGGCGUUCACGGCCGACGAAGAGGAGGAGAAGACCGAGGGGAUAAAUCAGAUGUUGGCAGCCGCGCACACGCUGGAGGGGGCUCUCAAGGAAUGCUCCAAGGGGAAGCCCUUCUUCGGCGGUGAUAGUGUUGGACACGUGGAUAUUGCAUUGGGUGGUCUACUGGCAUUUUUGCAGGGAACUGAAGAUCUAUGUGGUACCAAGCUCUUUGACAAAGCCAACACCCCACUUCUGCUGGCUUGGAUGGACCGCUUCGCCGAGCUGGAUGCAGCCAAGGUGGCCCUGCCGGACGUUGGCAAGUUGGUUGAGUUUGCCAAGACGAAGCGGGCUGAGAUAGCUUUGUCUAUCAAGAAGUGAACUAUGCUGUCACCCGAAUGGUUCAGAUCGGAGCAUAUUUAUUAAGUUAUGUUUUCUAAAAUACAUGUACCAGUAUAGUUGUGUAUUAUCUCGAGUUGGUGUCUCUGUCAAACAUAUCAUGCAUGGAAUAUUGUACUCCCUCCGUUCCUAAAUAUAAGUCUUUUAAACGAUUUCA